UAUAUUUUUAAACCACCAAACAUGCCAAAGUCUUGUGCUGUUGUUAGGGUCAUAUUGUUAUUUUGAUGUUCUUAUUUUGGCUUUCUCUUUGGAUACAGAAUGGGUUGAAUCAAAACAGAGACUCAGUAUUGGUAUAGUAUCUCCCUAUGCUGCUCAAGUAGUCGCAAUUAAGGACAGAGUGGGUAAGAAAUAUGAUAAGCUUGAUGGCUUUGAAGUGAAGGUAAAAACAGUUGAUGGGUUUCAAGGUGGGGAAGAGGACAUAAUUAUAAUGUCCACCGUACGAUCCAACAGCCAUCAAUCACUUCAGUUCAUUUCAAAAUCGCAGAGAGUUAAUGUCUCUCUUACAAGGGCUAGGCACUGUUUGUGGAUUUUGGGGAAUGAAAGAACUCUUUGCAAUGGUGAAUCUGUUUGGAAUGACUUGGUCCUUGAUGCCAAAAGUCGUCGAUGCUUCUUUAAUGCCGAUGAAGACAAGGAUUUAGCCAAGGCCAUAUUAGGGUUAAAGAAAGAGUUUGAUCAAUUUGAUGAUUUGCUCAAUGCCAACAGCAUACUUUUUAGAAGCGCUAGAUGGAAGGUACUUUUCAGUGAAUACUUUCUGAAGUCAUUCAAGAAACUGACAUCAGUCCGCUUGAAGAAGUCGGCACUAAAUCUUCUACUGAAGCUUUCCAGUGGUUGGAGACCGAAGAGGCGAGGUGUUGAGACACUUUCUGGUAGCUCUUCCAUGAUCUUGAAGAAAUUUAAAGUUGAAGGUCUGUACAUUAUUUGCACUAAUGACAUCUCAAAGAACCUACAAUACGUUCAAGUAUUAAAGAUCUGGGACAUAUUGCCUCUGGAGGAUAUCCCAAAGUUGAUAAACCGCCUGGAUGGUUUUUUCAACAGAUAUACUGAUAACUUUAUCAAUCUUUGCAAGGAGAAGUGUCUCGAUGGUGAUCUAGAGGUUCCACAAAGCUGGUCACCGUCUUUGGAAUUUUCCCGGUUUAAGGAUCUUAGCAUCAGUGAAGCUCAGAGUGAUUUAGUUGGUGACACUUCUGAUUGUAGAAGCUAUGUUGAGAAUUCACAGGUUAGCGAGAGUUUGUUGCUGAUGAAAUUUUAUUCCUUAUCAUCUGGGGUAGUAAACCACUUGCAGUCAGACCGUGAGGGUAGAGAACUAGAUCUUCCAUUUGAAGUUACAGAUGAAGAGAUGGAGAUUAUCCUUUAUCGUAGAAGUUCCUUUAUAGUGGGACGGUCGGGAACAGGGAAAACCACAGUUUUAACCAUGAAAUUGUUUCAAAAAGAACAGUGCCACCAAUUUGCAGUUGAAGGAUGCUAUAGUAGUCAAGAUACUAGCAAGGUUGAGCAGAGUUCUGCAGCUACUGAAGGGAAUGUUCUGCGCCAGCUUUUUGUGACAGUGAAUCCUAAGCUAUGUUUUGCCAUCAAGCGACAUGUUUCACACUUGAAAAGUUUUGCAUGUGGCGGAGGUAACUCAACUGAAAGAGGUUUAAUUGAUAUGGCUGAUUUUGAUGAGGAGGAAACCCAAUUCAAGGAUAUCCAAGAUUCAUUUCACGAUAUUCCUCCGAGUUCUUACCCACUUGUCAUUACAUUUCAUAAGUUUCUGAUGAUGCUCGAUGGAACAUUGAGUAACUCAUACUUUGAAAGAUUCCUUGAUGUGAAAGCUACUGUUGGCCAUUUUAGGAGUUCGAGAUCAGUUGCAUUUCAGAGCUUUAUAAGGACGAAAGAAGUCAAUUAUGAGAGGUUUAGCUCUUUGUAUUGGCCCCGUUUUAAUACUAAGAUAACAAAGAAGCUUGACGUUUCAAGAGUCUUUAUAGAGAUUAUUUCUUAUAUAAAAGGUGGCUUAGGAGCUAUAGAUGCAUGUGAUGGUAAACUCAGCCGGGAGGAUUACGUUCAACUGUGCGAGGACCGGGGUUCUAAUUUGAGCAAGCAAAAGAGAGAAGCGAUAUACGAUGUUUUUCAGGCUUAUGAAAAGUUGAAGAUGGCAAAUGGUGAAUUCGAUCUGGCUGAUUUUGUAAUUGAUCUUCACCGUCGACUCAAGCAUGAAAAAUAUGAGGGUGAUCAGAUGGAAUUUGUUUAUAUUGAUGAGGUUCAAGAUCUCACAAUGAGUCAAAUUGCUUUGUUUAAACACAUGUGCAACAAUGUUGAAGAGGGAUUUGUCUUUUCUGGUGAUACAGCACAAACAAUAGCAAGGGGUAUUGACUUUAGGUUUCAGGAUAUACGACAUCUGUUCUACAAGAAGUUUGUAUUGGAGUCGAGAAGCAAUAACAACGAUGAAAGAAAAGAAAAAGGCCUCGUCUCUGAAUUACUUCAGUUGACUCAAAACUUCCGUACUCAUGCUGGUAUAUUGAAGUUAUCACAAAGCAUUGUUGAAAUACUGUAUCGGUUUUUCCCCUCUUCUGUUGAUGUUUUAAAACCUGAAACCAGUCUGAUUUAUGGGGAAGCUCCAGUUUUGCUUGAAUCUGGGGAAAACGAAAAUGCAAUCAUGAAAAUUUUUGGAAACAGUGGAAAUAUAGUUGGCUUUGGUGCAGAGCAGGUGAUUUUGGUGCGAGAUGAUAGUGCUCGACGAGAUAUAUCCAAAUUUGUAGGGAAGCAUGCUCUUGUCCUAACCAUAGUGGAGUGUAAGGGCCUUGAGUUUCAGGACGUUCUCUUAUACAACUUUUUCGGCACAUCACCUUUGAAAAAUCAGUGGAGGGUUAUAUAUGAUUACAUGAAGGAACAAGAUUUACUUGACUCCACAUCACCUACGCGCUUUCCAAGUUUCAGUGAAUCAAAACACAACAUAUUGUGCUCUGAACUGAAGCAAUUAUAUGUGGCUGUUACUCGAACAAGACAGAGAUUGUGGAUUUGUGAAAAUGUGGAAGACCUCUCAAAACCUAUGUUUGACUAUUGGAAGAAAAAAUGUCUUGUGCAACAAAGGCAGCUAGAUGAUUCACUUACCCAGGCAAUGCAAGUGGCAAGCAGUCCAGAGGAGUGGAAAUCCCGAGGCAUUAAGCUAUAUCAUGAACAUAACUAUGAAAUGGCCACAAUGUGCUUUGAAAGAGCUGGUGACACUUACUGGGAAAGGAGGUCUAAAGCUUCCGCCCUUAAAGCUAUUGCUGACCGUAUGCGAACAUCAAAUCCCGAAGAGGCUAAAUCGAUCCUUAGAAAAGCUGCUGAAAUAUUUGAUGCUAUUGGCAAGGCAGAUUCUGCUGCGAGAUGUUUUUCUGAUUUGGGGGAGUAUGAAAGAGCAGCUAGGAUAUAUUUGGAAAAAUGUGGAGACUCUGAACUUCAAAGAGCGGCAGAAUGUUUUUCACUAGCGGGAUGCUAUAAGGAUGCUGCAGAUGUCUAUGCCAAGGGUGUUUAAGUAUGAACAUAAAUUAACAGAGAGAGAGAGAGAGUAAUGUUGCAGAGAGAAUGGAGAUUCAAGUGUGUUUAUUCAUUUCAUACAAAGAGGUAUUUAUAGGAAUACAUAUGAAGUGUGAAAGCUCAAAGAGUAACUCAAUUUGAUAACAACUACAUUUACAGCUGC
Messenger RNA from Rosa rugosa (rugosa rose), 3496 nucleotides. RefSeq lists its product as uncharacterized. The coding region runs from base 269 to 3331 and encodes 1020 amino acids. The transcript has 8 exons. Gene Ontology annotation, molecular function: protein binding; ATP binding. The record is from RefSeq and is a predicted model, not a curated record. Lineage: Eukaryota; Viridiplantae; Streptophyta; Magnoliopsida; Rosales; Rosaceae.